AUGGAGACGUUGUUCGAGGAUGUCUACACCCUUGAGAAGGAUAAAGUUCACCUUGCGGCUCACUGUUUUGAUGGGUUGGCUCGAUUGUGGUGGACUCAGGCGAAAAAGAAUCACUCGUUGAAUUCCGCUUUCGUUACUUGGGAGGCGUUUCGGGAGAUACUACUCAUGGAGUAUUUUCCCGAGAGUGAUAAGCGAACAAUCAAGAAGGAUUUUCGAAAGUUAAGGCAAGGUAGCCGGACAGUGCGGGAGUAUGAAAGGGAGUUCACGCACUUAGUCAACUGCGUGUCGAGCUUGGUUCACAGCGAUAGGGACAGGGCAGAGGCUUUUGAGCGCGGGUUGCGACCCGAAAUAUUCAAGGUUAUUCAUGCGUUCCGGUUGAAGACCUAUGAGAAGGUUCUUGACCGCGCAUUCUGGGUAGAGCGCGGCAAUGCUAUUGCGUGA
Messenger RNA from Ananas comosus (pineapple), 441 nucleotides. RefSeq lists its product as uncharacterized. The transcript has a single exon. Lineage: Eukaryota; Viridiplantae; Streptophyta; Magnoliopsida; Poales; Bromeliaceae. The coding region runs from base 1 to 441 and encodes 146 amino acids. The record is from RefSeq and is a predicted model, not a curated record.